AUGCUUUACUUAACAGAAGCAAUUUCAAGUACACAUUCAUCACAUACUUUAUGUCAUAAUCCAGAUACUCGUCGUGAAUGGCGAAGUCUCAGUCUGGAUCAGAAGCACGAAUAUCUCGAGGCUGUGCAGUGUCUUCGACAUAUUCCUUCCGCAUUGAAUCCGAAUAUGUCACUCUAUGAUGACUUCCCAUAUUUGCACAACACAAUUGGGGAUUACGCUCAUAUGGCUGCUCCAUUUUUGGCAUGGCACAGAUACUUCAUUCACUUAUACGAGAGAGCACUCAAAGAGCAGUGUGGCUACAGUAGCAACCUGGCCUAUUGGGACUGGAGUCUUGACUGGGAAACCAUGCCAUACGCUCCGGUUUUCAGUGCUGAACACGGCUUCGGCGGUGACAGUCAUCCCAACCGUGCACCCAGUGAAGAUUUCAUUAUCGGCGAAGACCGUUGCGUUGACAAUGGUCCUUUUGCCGGUCUCGAAGUUCACUGGUUUGGCAAAGAAGAUUUCCCUCACUGCUUAUCACGUGGCUUCCGUGACGGAAGCCCAAUGCCGGAAAUGGGUUAUCUUAUUCGACCAGAGGCCAUAGAAAAUCUUCUUCGUGAGACCGAUUAUGAGAAGUUCUUUUUGGGCUUGGAAGAAGGGCCCCACAAUGCUAUCCCGAGUGCUAUUGGCGGGGAUUUCUCGUACACUAUUGCGCCUUAUGAUCCAUUAUUCUUUCUUCAUCAUACUCAGCUCGACCGUACUUGGUGGCGUUGGCAACAACUCCAUCCGUCACACCAGAUGCAGUACUUUGGCGCUGCAAAGCACCAUUCUAAUAAGUCAGCCUCCUUGGAUGAUAUUCUUCCAAUGGGGGGUUUCGCACCUGGAAUCAUGGUGAAGGAAAUUAUGAAUACUGAAUCAGGUUUACUUUGUUACCGAUAUUAG
Messenger RNA from Hyaloscypha bicolor E, 921 nucleotides. RefSeq names its product Di-copper centre-containing protein. Bases 1 to 921 code for a protein of 306 amino acids. NCBI's taxonomy places the organism in Eukaryota, Fungi, Ascomycota, Leotiomycetes, Helotiales, Hyaloscyphaceae. The record is from RefSeq and is a predicted model, not a curated record. Gene Ontology annotation, molecular function: oxidoreductase activity. The transcript has 4 exons.